Daphnia pulicaria is the source of this 1696-nucleotide messenger RNA. It is a transcript of the gene Shmt, whose product is annotated as serine hydroxymethyltransferase-like. Gene Ontology annotation, cellular component: nucleus; cytosol; cytoplasm. Gene Ontology annotation, biological process: folic acid metabolic process; purine nucleobase biosynthetic process; protein homotetramerization. Lineage: Eukaryota; Metazoa; Arthropoda; Branchiopoda; Diplostraca; Daphniidae. Bases 203 to 1609 code for a protein of 468 amino acids. Gene Ontology annotation, molecular function: pyridoxal phosphate binding; serine binding; glycine hydroxymethyltransferase activity. The transcript is spliced from 7 exons. The record is from RefSeq and is a predicted model, not a curated record.
UAACGCAAGGCUAGUCUGCUUCCCCGGCUCAUAUAAAUCUCGAGUCACAACACGAAUUCAUUCUUUUUAAGCCCGGAGAUCGUCGCGAAUAGCAGUCUUCAUUCAAAUUCUUAAAACACCUUUUCUAAUAUUCAAAUAUUGCGACUGAAUCGCUUCUUUCCUCUCUAUCGCAUUCAGGAAACCUUAGUUGAAAAAAACCAAAAUGAGCCAAAGUGUGAACAAAGAAGAAAUGGUCAAGAAGUUAAAUGAGACUCUGGAUGUUGCUGAUCCAGAAAUCUUUGAAUUAAUUACUAAAGAAAAAAAUCGCCAGAGCAAAGGCCUUGAAAUGAUUGCCUCAGAAAAUUUUACGUCCAAAGCAGUCUUGCAAGCACUUAGUAGCUGUUUACAUAACAAAUAUUCUGAGGGAUUGCCAGGAACAAGAUAUUAUGGUGGCAAUGAAUUCAUUGACCAGAUUGAAAUUAUGUGCCAAAAAAGGUGCUUGGAAGCCUAUGGCCUGGAUGCAGCUCAGUGGGGUGUCAAUGUUCAGCCUUAUUCUGGAUCACCUGCCAAUUUUGCUGUCUACACUGGAAUUGUAGAGCCUCAUGGUCGCAUUAUGGGUUUGGAUCUACCUGAUGGUGGGCAUCUCACACAUGGUUUUUUUACUGCAACCAAAAAGAUAUCUGCCACCUCAAUCUUUUUUGAAUCAAUGCCUUAUAAAUCUGACCCUAAAACUGGCUUAAUAGACUAUGAGCAGCUAGCUGUCACUGCUAGGUUAUUUAAGCCUAAACUGAUCAUUGCUGGAAUCAGUUGUUACUCGCGUAAUUUGGAUUACGCCAAAUUUCGUGCAAUUGCUGAUGACGUCGGUGCCUAUUUGAUGGCUGACAUGGCUCAUGUAAGUGGUCUGGUGGCUGCAGGUGUAGCCCCUUCGCCAUUCCCGUAUUGUGAUAUUGUAACCACGACAACUCACAAAACGCUCCGUGGACCAAGAGCUGGAGUAAUAUUUUUCCGACGAGGUCCAACCAGUGCUCCUGGCGUUUCUUACGAUUUUGAAAAUCGUAUCAAUCAAGCUGUAUUCCCUGGUCUACAAGGUGGGCCGCAUAAUCAUGCGAUUGCUGCCAUUGCCAUUGCUAUGAAGCAUGCUAAAACGGAAGAGUUUAAAUCCUAUCAAGAACAGGUAGUAAAAAAUGCGCAAGAACUUUGCCGGGGACUGCAGGAGCAUGGCUACAAGAUUGUUACUGACGGUACAGACAACCAUUUGAUUUUGGUUGAUUUGCGUAGUGUCGGACUGACUGGUUCUAAGGGUGAAAAAAUUUUGGAGGAAAUUGGAAUUGCUUGCAACAAAAAUACGGUUCCUGGCGAUAAAAGUGCUUUAAACCCGAGUGGAAUUCGCCUGGGAACACCUGCACUUACAACUCGUGGGCUUCUUGAAGCCGAUAUCAAGCGGGUUGUUGAAUUUAUCAAUAAGGGGUUACAAUUAGCUUUGGAAGUAUCCGCAAUUUCUGGUCCUAAACUUGUUGAUUUUAAGCGUGUUUUGGUUGAAGAUUCAAAUGUGAGUACCAAGGUCGUGCAACUGAGAACUGAAGUUGAAUCUUUUGCGCUUAAUUUCCCUAUGCCUGGUUAUGAAUUUUAAUUAAGCUUUGCAAAGCAUAUUUACUUCACUUUUUGUUCUAUCUCUUUGUUGGGCAUCAGAAAUAAAUAAACAUUACAUAUUCUGUAA